AUGUCGUCUUCAACAUCUCCGGUCGACAACAAGAACGAGGUUCAACCCCCCAUUGGAGUCUCCAUCGUCGAAGUCGAUCCUUCGCUGAGUAGCCGUGAUGGACGGCGACCAACUACAGAUUUCACGCUCGAUGAACAAUGGCAGCCGGGGUUCUGGAAACGCUUUCCCUGGGUGGGUUUCGGAUGCCUCCUCAUGGUUGUGGCAUUCUCGACGGUUGCAAUUGUGGUUUUGAAGGAAUCAAACGAUAAACCUCUCUCGUCAUGGCCCCAGAAGAUGGCCCCCAACGUCAUACUAUCGGUAUGCAACAGCGGGGCCAGUGUCUGCAUCGCCAUUGCGGUGGCACAGGGCAUUGCCGUGUCGUGGUGGAGGCGAGCGAUGAAAGGUGCGACGAUCGCCGACCUUCACAAUACGUGGGCCUUUGGGAGCAGUAUUGCAUCAGUCGUGUUGAACGUCAAAUAUUUCAACAUUGCGGCCCUGGCGGCCCUCGUCACCAAGCUCACCAUCAUCGACGGCAUCCUCUUUCAACGGUCCACAAGCACAUACAUCACACUAGGAUCUCCCCACCCGGUCAACAUCACCACCUUUCCCACGCCACAGCUUCCGCUCACCGGCCAGCUGAACAAAGCCGCCAAUGAUACAGACCUGUUGCUCUACGAAUUCACCAUCGAUGUCAUGAGCUGGGCCAGCUCUGCCUAUGCCCAACCCUACCAGCCAAGUGGAUUCACUGAAUGCGAGGGUAUUUGCAAUCUCACAGUCCUUGCCCCGGGAUACAUCGCCAAGUGUGAAAAUGACCAUGCUCAUAAACGAGCCGUUGAUCUGAUUCGCGAUGCUGAGGCACAUGCGGGUCCCAACAAGACUUAUAUCAACACCGAGACCACAGUCUUCAGCGUCAGUUUCAACACCACAUUCCCAACGGCUGCGAAGAACUAUACUUGGAUCGGUCUGAACUUGACAUAUUACGACGCCGAGUACCCCAACGCAUCGGACACGAAACAGCAAUGUCCUGCCACGAUAAAGACAAAACAAUGCGAGCUACGGGAGGCGAUGCUGAGCUAUCCAAUCUACCUGGAGUUUGCCAACAGCACCACGACCCAAACGAACGACACCAACGCACAAACGACGGUUUAUUUUGGUCGCAUCGACCCCAUUUAUGGAACCUUGGUUGCUGCCACAGAUUAUUUUGACUAUGACAAAGGCCAAAUCCCCGAAUUUGACUUCCAGUGGUGGAUUUCGAAUGCUACGGCGUGGGACCCUACGAGCCUGGCGAAGACUCGCACUGGCGGGAUCGCUCGCGCCUUGUCAGAUCGCUACAAGAGCACCGCGACACUGAUUACCAGCAACGACACGAGAAAUAGCCCCUGGUCUCUGUCCAGCACGGGACAGUUUUCCGGCACCAAAGAAGUCGACGACGCUUCGGAGGGGUGCCCUUUCUCCUACCCCGACCCGAUGACCGACCUCAUGAUCGGCCUGAACACGCUGACCUUCCUGACCGCGCAAGACCUGUGGAACCGCCCGGGCUACACCGACACGGACGUGUCAUGGGACGCAUGGUCGAACUCGAGCAGAGUCCUCGUUGAGGCCACCCAGCGCAAAGCCGAGGUGUACUACCGCACGCGGUACCCGUGGAUGUUUGGCGCCCUGGCCUCGACCCUCAUCUGCGUGCUCCUCGUGCUGCCCUCGUACUGGGGCUUCUGGGAACUCGGGCGCAAGGUCACCCUGAACCCGAUCGAGGUCGCCAACGCGUUCCAGGCCCCCGCCUUCGCCCCGGCGCAUCCGCGCAGCGGUCUUGCCGACGAUAUUGUCAAGGUCGCCGGCCAGCGCGUCGUCAGGUAUACGGUCGCCGGCGACGCCUCCGCCUCGUCGGAGCAGCGUCGGGGGAACAAUUAUAGGAUUGUGCCUCUGUGA
This is a messenger RNA of Fonsecaea nubica, 1905 nucleotides long. RefSeq lists its product as hypothetical. The coding region runs from base 1 to 1905 and encodes 634 amino acids. Lineage: Eukaryota; Fungi; Ascomycota; Eurotiomycetes; Chaetothyriales; Herpotrichiellaceae. The transcript has a single exon. The record is from RefSeq and is a predicted model, not a curated record.